UUUAGACUCUCGUAUUGAAUUUCGGUUGUAUUACUUAAAGUCUUAGUUAAUUUCUGUAAACUUACAAUGGUUAGUGCUUCAAGAUCUCAGUAUAAAAGCAAGGAUAUCUCGUAUAAUGAAUUGUGAGUGAGCACCAAAUGAAGAUCACAUAUAAACGAACAAGAGAUGUAUUUAAACGUCUAGUUUAUUAGUUUUAUAAGAACGACGAAUGGUUGAUAAUGACUAGCGCUAUUUUGCAAUAAAUGUAGACUUGAAGGAGUCACUUACUAGAUUCUCAGUGUUCUCUAUUGAUUUAUUAGUUCACCAGGAUAUAGAAGAAAGGCUGGAGUUUUAUAUCUUGUCCCAAUUGUCAUUCUAGUCAACGUUUUCUCUUUUUUCCUACAAGUUUUUGACUUUUAGAACUCACAUAAAUUUAUAAUUUUUCGUUUUGAUCUUCCAUAUUGAAGAUAUUAAUCUCAACUUUUUACUACUUGUCAUAUACUUCGUGCCAUAGAUGUCACUCGCUGCGGUAGCUCAAAUCACUUCUACUUCUAAUAUAUUAAAAAAUGCAAAGAUAUGUAAAGAUCUCAUUGGAGAGGCUGCAUCAAAAGGAGCAAAAUGCGUUUUCUUCCCUGAAGCUUCUGACUAUAUCGCUCAAAAUAGCUCUGAGGCUUUAGAAUUAAGUUGUCAUCCAGACUGUUCAGCUUUUGUGAAACAAAUAUGCGCUGAAGCCAAACAGCAUUCGAUUUGCGUACAGAUUGGAGUCCAUGAACCUUCCCCUAUCGAAAACAAGCUACUAAACAGCUCCCUUCUUAUCGAGCCCGACAAGGGAAUUGUUCAGCGAUACAGCAAAGCUCAUUUAUUCGACGUUGAUAUUGCAAACGGUCCUGUUUUGAAGGAGUCAAAUAGUACUGUACCUGGAAACGCAAUCGUUCCUCCUUUUCUGACUUCAUUAGGAAAAGUCGGAUCAGCUAUAUGUUUUGAUUUGCGAUUUCCAGAGCAUGCCUUGAAGCUCCGUAACUUGGGUGCAGAUAUAAUAACAUACCCAAGUGCCUUUACACAAAAGACAGGAGCUGCGCAUUGGGAAGUUUUGCUUAGGGCUCGUGCGCUUGAUGCUCAAUCUUACAUUUUUGCUCCUGCUCAAGGUGGUAGCCACAACGAGAAAAGGGCUAGUUAUGGUCAUGCAAUGAUCGUCGAUCCUUGGGGGACUGUUGUUGCUCAAUACAGUGAUCUUGCAUCUCCUAAUGGCCUCAUUUUCGCUGACGUUGAUUUAAACCUCGUACAACAUGUACGAAAGUUUAUUCCCUUGCUACGAAGAAAUGACUUAUAUCCUGCUAUCUAAAUAGUCUAUUGAAUAUCUUUGUAUAUUUUGACUUUCAUGUGAGAGGAUAAAUGUAACUGAAUAAUGAACCAAGCAGUAGUUUACCAAUCUAAAAGCGUGCUCUUGUCUUUCUCAUAUAACAUUUGAACACAGAUAUUUAUAUAAUUAACAAUCCUAAAUGCAAAAUUAUUAGAUAUCAAUUGGAUAACUAUUCAUUAUGGAUUUCCAGAACGAAAAAAAGAAUAUUAGUAAAAAA
Messenger RNA from Schizosaccharomyces octosporus yFS286, 1556 nucleotides. RefSeq names its product bis(5'-adenosyl)-triphosphatase. Bases 494 to 1321 code for a protein of 275 amino acids. Gene Ontology annotation, molecular function: hydrolase activity, acting on carbon-nitrogen (but not peptide) bonds, in linear amides. The record is from RefSeq and is a predicted model, not a curated record. Lineage: Eukaryota; Fungi; Ascomycota; Schizosaccharomycetes; Schizosaccharomycetales; Schizosaccharomycetaceae. The transcript is spliced from 5 exons.